Andrographis paniculata is the source of this 1723-nucleotide messenger RNA. RefSeq names its product probable CoA ligase CCL9. The transcript is spliced from 4 exons. Bases 116 to 1699 code for a protein of 527 amino acids. Gene Ontology annotation, molecular function: medium-chain fatty acid-CoA ligase activity. Gene Ontology annotation, biological process: fatty acid metabolic process. NCBI's taxonomy places the organism in Eukaryota, Viridiplantae, Streptophyta, Magnoliopsida, Lamiales, Acanthaceae. The record is from RefSeq and is a predicted model, not a curated record.
GCACCAGGCCACACGCCUUUCUGCCUGCGCUAUCUCAAUUCCUUCUACAAUCUUCAUUUACAAUUCCAAUUCCUUAACAUAAUUUGUGGUUCUCUAGAAAUUUCUCAAACCGCUAAUGGCUACGACGGCAUCCACCCUCACCGGAUUGUUGAGCCACGUCGCCGCCGUGUUUCCGACGCGGCGAGCGAUUUCCGUCUCCGGAAACUUCGAUCUCACUCACGUGCAACUCAAUCGUCUGGUGGAACGCGCCGCCGCUAGCCUCAUCGCCGCCGGAGUUAAGCCGGGGGAUGUGGUUGCGCUCACUUUCCUGAACACCGUUGAGUUUAUUAUAAUGUUUCUGGCUGUGAUACGCGUCCGAGCGACGGCGGCGCCGCUCAACUCCGCCUACACUUUCGACGAGUUCGAGUUUUAUCUAUCGGACUCAGAAUCAAAGCUCUUGAUUACAUCUAAAGAAGGUAACGAGCCGGCUCAAGCCGCCGCUGCGAAGCUCACCAUUCCGCAUCUCUCAGCCGCAUUACCAGCCGCCGAUUCAGAAAUGGUGUUAUCCCCAACAACACCUAAUUCCGACGUCCAUUCAGAUGCAGUUACAAAACUCACCAACGAAUCUUCCGACGUAGCACUGUUCCUCCACACUUCCGGCACGACGAGCCGACCGAAAGGCGUGCCUCUAACGCAGCAGAAUCUCUAUUCCUCUGUGCAGAACAUCAAAUCUGUCUACAAAAUCACAGAAACAGACUCUACGGUGAUUGUUCUCCCCUUGUUUCACGUGCACGGCUUAUUGGCCGGCUUAUUCAGCUCCCUCGGCGCCGGCGCCGCCGUAACUCUCCCCGCCGCCGGGAGAUUCUCCGCCUCCACAUUCUGGUCCGAUAUGAACAACUACAACGCCACCUGGUACACGGCGGUGCCAACAAUCCACCAGAUAAUUCUCGACCGCCAUCUCAGCCGUCCCGAACCAGUCUACCCUAAGCUCCGAUUCAUCCGAAGCUGCAGCGCAUCCUUAGCACCUGCAAUCAUGGCUCGCCUUGAGGAGGCUUUUGGUGCUCCGGUUUUGGAGGCGUACGCCAUGACCGAGGCAACUCAUUUAAUGGCGACCAAUCCCUUACCUGAAUAUGGGCCCCACAAGCCUGGGUCCGUGGGCAAACCAGUAGGCCAAGAAAUGGCAAUAUUGAAUGAGAAUGGUACUGUUCAAGAGGCUAAUUCGAAUGGUGAGGUCUGCAUAAGAGGCCCUAAUGUAACGAGCGGAUACAAGAACAACCCUGAGGCUAACAAAGUUGCUUUCCAGUUCGGAUGGUUCCAUACAGGAGAUUUGGGAUUCUUUGAUUCAGAUGGCUACUUGCAUCUUGUUGGCAGAAUCAAGGAACUGAUCAAUCGUGGAGGGGAAAAAAUCUCACCAAUUGAAAUAGAUGCAGUCCUGUUGUCCCACCCGGAUAUUGCUCAGGCUGUGUCUUUUGGCGUCCCUGAUGAUAAAUAUGGCGAAGAGGUAAACUGUGCUGUUAUUCCUAGAGAAGGAUCGAACCUGGAUGAGGAAAAGGUUUCGAGGUUCUGCAAGGGAACUCUGGCUGCUUUCAAGGUUCCAAAGAAGGUUUUCAUCACUGAUACACUUCCUAAAACUGCAACCGGCAAAAUUCAGCGGCGGAUUGUGUCCGAACACUUUCUUGCGCAGAUAUCGACUGCAAAGGUCCCCAAGUUCGGAGCCUAAACGAAACGCCACUACUAUUUCGCG